This is a messenger RNA of Balaenoptera musculus (blue whale), 2030 nucleotides long. RefSeq names its product antagonist of mitotic exit network 1 homolog (gene AMN1). Gene Ontology annotation, molecular function: protein binding. Gene Ontology annotation, biological process: SCF-dependent proteasomal ubiquitin-dependent protein catabolic process. NCBI's taxonomy places the organism in Eukaryota, Metazoa, Chordata, Mammalia, Artiodactyla, Balaenopteridae. Bases 134 to 898 code for a protein of 254 amino acids. Gene Ontology annotation, cellular component: SCF ubiquitin ligase complex. The record is from RefSeq and is a predicted model, not a curated record. The transcript has 8 exons.
GCCUGGUCACCGGAAGAGGCGGGCGACGUCACGAGGGCGUACGCGUCUCGCGCGGGGCAGGAGUUGACAGACGGUCUCUGGCUGGAUUUCGGCGGCCCCGGGACCGCGGAAGAGGCUUCCGAGGGCGGCCGCGAUGCCGAGCCAGCAGCGAGUCAGUCAGCUCCUGGAUCUAUGCCUUUGGUGCUUCAUGAAGAAUAUUUCUAGAUACAUCACAGACAUCAAGCCUUUGCCACCCAACAUAAAAGAUAGACUGAUCAAAAUAAUGAGCGUACAGGGGCAGAUAACAGAUUCAAAUAUAAGUGAGAUUUUACAUCCUGAAGUCCAAACUCUAGAUCUACGAAGCUGUGAUAUUUCAGAUACUGCUCUCCUGCACCUAUGUAACUGCAGAAAAUUGAAGAAAUUAAUUUUAAAUUCCUCAAAAGAAAACAGAAUUUCCAUAACUUCAAAAGGAAUAAAAGCUGUGGCUUCAUCUUGUUUUUACCUGCACGAAGCUUCUUUGAAAAGAUGCUGCAAUCUCACUGAUGAAGGAGUCCUUGCUCUUGCACUCAAUUGCCGGCUGCUAAAGAUCAUUGAUUUAGGUGGCUGCUUAGGUAUUACUGAUGUGUCCUUGCAGGCAUUAGGAGAAAACUGCCCAUUUUUGCAGUGUGUUGAUUUUUCAGCUACUCAGGUAUCUGACAGCGGUGUGGUUGCACUUGUUAGUGGACCUUGUGCCAAGAAAUUAGAGGAGAUUCAUAUGGGAUAUUGUGUGAAUCUGACUGAUGAGGCUGUAGAAGCUGUCCUUACUUGCUGUCCUCAGAUAUGUAUAUUACUCUUCCAUGGAUGCCCCCUGGUAACAGAAGUGAAGACAAACUAUACACACAGUCAACCAGAAAAACUUAUCCUUAGGCAAACUGCUUAAAGCAAUCAUCAAAGACCCUACAGAUCAUUCACGAGAAGUCUUGGAGCAAUUAGUAGGCCCAAACAAACUAAAGCAAGUGACGUGGACUGUAUAUUGAUGCUUAUUGAAGCUUAUCAAAGCUAUGAUCUUCAUACUACUUUCCCAGGAAACAAUGAUCUAGAGAUUGGCUUUCCAAUAAUAUGAUUUAUGCUUUGAAGUUAACCAGGCUCUUAAACAUUUUAAUAGUGCUAUUAUUUCUAAGUUUGUUUGAGGAGUGAUUGUUCUUGAAAUGGCAAUCCUAGCAUGCCCUCUGAUGUAUUUGGGGAGGGUAUUGUGUUUGUUUCCUUAAUAGCAAAGUUUUAAAUUACCUGUUUGCCUGGAAAUUUCCUUCUCCUACCUAGAUAUUUGAGCUGCUGUAAGAGAAAUUUACCAAUAUGGAUAAAUACUAGGAGAAUUCUAAGUAAAGAUAUUUCUAAAAGCAUAAUUACCUUCCUAGCUAUUUUUUGGCUGCUACCUUCCAAAUUAUUUAAAUGUCCACUGGCCAAAAAGCAAAGCUGAACAUCAGGCCUGUAACUUCUUCACAGAAUUUAUUAUUUCAAUGAAACAAAGAAAUAUAAUAGUUUAAUGUCAUAAUCCAGGACAUCAUAUAACUUAGCCAUUCAGCAUAUGAAUGUUACUGAGUAUGGCUACUUUUCCCAAAUACAUGCUAUUCAUCUACAAACUUUCAUCCUUAAAAACUGCAGUCAAGAAUGUGUAAGAAUGAGUAAACACAAAAUGUCAUCACAGAAGUUGUAUUCUGAAGCUCUACUGGUUUCACAUUGUGAAAUAAACACACAGGUCUUAGUUUUCAAAUGAAAUGUAUUACUCUCUAUAAUCACAAAAUUCUCUGAAGUGUACUGUGCUUAAACUACCCCAAAAUUCAGCAUAUUCCCUGUGCCAUGAGCCUGUCUCAGUGGGACUUUCUUAAAGAUUUCCUAUUUUUACUGUGAUGUAGUGAAUAACAGGGAAAGUGUGGUAUGGUAGAUUUGUUGUAUAUGUUUAGAGGGAAGGGUUUACAUAUUCAACUCUACUUCUUGUCCUUACUAUUAACUACUUUAUAAAUGUGAUAUGUUUAUAGCAUAGAUACAUAUAUUGCCACUGCAAAGGUGGUACA